AUGCCUCCUCCACCACCUCCACCAGUUAACGUUCCCCCUCCUAAAGUAACUGUUUCCAAUACUCCACCUCCAAACGUGGAUACUGCAGGAAGAGGUGAUUUAUUAUCCUCGAUCCGUAAAGGACAAAAGUUGAAGAAGGUACCAGAAAGUGAGAAGAAGGAAAAGACUGGAGAUGUUGUUGGAAAAGUGGUUGAUCCUAAUGCUCCAAAGAAGCCUUCCACAUCCUCGGCAUCGAGUACUGCCAAUGCCCAACCAAAACCAAGCUUUGUUCCAACUGGAAAUCCCAUGAUGGAUGAAAUUCUCAAGAAGAGACAAGGUCUUGGAUCAUCGGCCAAUACAAGCAGUAAUGCUUCAGCAACUAGUGCCAAUACGAGCUCUUCAAAUAUGUCGUCGCCACCCAAGAGAACACCUCCAACAGUUCCACCCACCCGAACCACACCAUCAACAACAGCAACCACAAGUAGUAUUAACAGCAGCAGCAAUAGUGUACAGCCACCCACACGUCCAAGUUUACCACAACGUAACCCUCCACCCAGAGAACCCUCUUCACAACCUCCAUCCGUUCCUCCAUCAAGAUCAGGUGGCUUUCCUCCAUCGGUGCCAACUUCAAAGGGAGGCAUGGGCUCAACAACGACCACUACAUCAUCAUUCAAUUCAACAGCAUCUACACAGCCUCCUGUAAGGUCCACUCCACCACCACCAAUGAGUAGAACAAAUUCGGGAGGUGUUACCACAUCAACAGCUACGGCAACAUCUCAGCAACCACCUGUGAGAAGCUCUCCGCCACCUGUUAGACCCAGCUCAACAGCUACACAGCCACCACCUACUGUGAACACGAACUCAACAACAUCAGCCACAGACGCAAAUGGAACCGGAAGAAGAGCACCUCCUCCUGUGCCACAAGGUGGGCGAAGAAAUCCUCCUCCUCUCCCAUCAAAAGGAACAUCACCUCCUUCGUUGCCACCAAAAUCAUCCUCGAUAGGAGUGAAUGCCAACAACAACACUACAACAUCACCAACAACUGCAACAGUCACACCUCCUCCGAGAACAUCAAAUGCUGGAAUAGAGAAGAGACCUCCUCCACCACCAAAGCAACCAGUUUCAACUCCUCCACCUGUGGAGUCACCCACUUUGGACAGCUCUGGAGGUAUUCAAACUGAGGGACGAUUUCAAUUUAGAGUGGAUGAUCUUCCAAGUGUUCCUGCAUUUUCUGGCAAACCAAAAAUUUACAAAUCUCGUAAAUAA
Naegleria lovaniensis is the source of this 1245-nucleotide messenger RNA. RefSeq lists its product as uncharacterized. Gene Ontology annotation, molecular function: actin binding. The record is from RefSeq and is a predicted model, not a curated record. Bases 1 to 1245 code for a protein of 414 amino acids. Lineage: Eukaryota; Heterolobosea; Eutetramitea; Acrasida; Naegleriidae. The transcript has 2 exons.